Molecule: messenger RNA, 2994 nt
Organism: Perca flavescens (yellow perch)
Lineage: Eukaryota; Metazoa; Chordata; Actinopteri; Perciformes; Percidae
Gene: ano10b
Product: anoctamin 10b
Exons: 15
Coding region: 142-2214 (690 amino acids)
Biological process (GO): chloride transmembrane transport
Cellular component (GO): plasma membrane
Molecular function (GO): chloride channel activity
Source: RefSeq, a predicted model, not a curated record
UAUAAACCAUACAACCCUCCACACCCUGCAGUCUCUAAAAGUUCCUCCGCAUUCCUUCCUGCUAUAUGCAUACACACAUACACACACAUAUACACAUACACAAAACUGGGAGGAACCACACAUUGAGGCUAAGGUCUCAGCAUGAGUAAGGCGGGUGGCGAUGAAGGUGGCGGUGGCAGCAGCAGUGAAACAGCCCAGCAGCCGGAGGCAAAGACUUCAGCGGGGAAGGCCCUUGGCAAACUCAGUGCUACCACUAUUGGACCCAGCUGGACUAAAGUUAGUUGCCCCUGCUGUGUAUCGGAGCGGGUCGAGCCUUUGGUUCUGGUGAAGCUCGGAGAGAAAGUUCGCCCUGAGACGAAAAGGUGGCUCGUUAGACUGAUUGGAGCUCCUCAGAAAGAUGGAGGUGCUGCAUUACUGGCCCACCCAGGCGAGGAUGCCAGUGGUGACCUCAUUGUGGUCUCCGCCCCACGCUGUACGUUACUUAAAGCCACUGAAGAGUUAGGUCUAUGUAAGACUUACCGCAACAAAGACAUGGAAGCCUUUUCCUACAAUGACAGAGACCACUUUAAAGAUUCAGACAACAUGGAGGUGUUCCUGACCCUGGCAGAGAGGCAGUACAUAGUGAGGUAUGAGCUGGACGGUAUGCGGGCGCAGAAAGACCUGAGAAUACCCGGCCUGUCUGACAGCUACAUACUGCAUCAUCGUUCAAACAUCUGGCGCAAGCUUGUGUCAGCUGGUGUUAUUGUGGACACGUUUCCCCUACACAACCCGACCAAACUGAAGGAUCUCAGUAAAGCUUGGUACUCUGGGAAUCAGCUGGCUCAGCCGCUGGAUUCAGUCAAUGGGUACUUUGGAACACCUGUGGCUUUCUACUUCAGCUUCCUUGAUUUCUACACCUGGUCUCUGCUCCCGCCAGCGAUACUGGGCCUGUCCAUUACGUACUUCUCAGGUGAGGUUCAAAAGGAGAUAGGGGAGCCAGGUGUUGAAGAUGACUCAGCACCAGCUGUCACCGGUCACAUGAUCCAGGCGAUCUUUAGCAUGCUUUGGUCCACUGUGUUUAUGGAGCUGUGGAAGCGUCGGAGCGCCACCCUGUCCUACCGCUGGGGGACCCUGACACUCGCUGACCGCUUCGCAGAGCCCCGACCCGGUUUCCACGGCAACAUCGGGGUCAACCCAGUGACAGGUCGCAUGGAGCCGCUCUUUCCUGAUUGGCAGAGGGACCUGCGCAUGGCACUGGUGUCAGUGCCAGUGGUGGGGCUGUUUCUAGGGUUGGUGGUACUGGGGAUGCUUUGUUUCUACUGGGGGGAGGCCCAGGUGCAACAGCUACAUAAAGACUGGGACUCCCUGCUGUCUCAGACUUUGCUCUACAUACCCUCAGUGCUUCACAUCGUCUAUACUAAUAUGCUAGGAAAUGUUUACAGGAUGGUGGCACAGUCUCUGACUGAAUAUGAGAACCACAGAGAGGAGUCUGCCUUCGAGAACCAUCUGACAGCCAAAGUCUUGGUGUUCACCUUCUUCAACAACUUUGCAGUGCUCUUCCACAUCGCCUUCUUCAAGCAGAAUGUGCCUUUGCUUCGCAAGCGUUUAGCGUCUCUGCUGAUAGUGUCCCAGCUGGUGAACCAAGUAACAGAGGUGGUCAUACCCUACCUGGUGGACCGCUUUAUCAGCGCCCCCAAUAGAGCAGAGAGUGAAGACGACCCACAGGAGGACAAAUAUAGGAACCAAAGCACCCUGCCUGUUUUUCCUGGCUUGUUUUCAGAGUACAUCGAGCUCCUGGUGCAGUUUGGGUAUUUGAGUCUUUUCUCCUGCGUGUAUCCACUGACGGCCGUGCUGCUGCUCAUCAAUAACGUAACGGAGAUCCGAACGGACGCCUACAAGAUCUGCAAACUAUUCCGGAAACCCUUCUACGCCCCCGUGGCCAACAUGGGCGUGUGGCAGAUUGCUUUCGAGGUCCUGAGUUUUGUCUCUGUUGUGUCCAACUGCUGGCUGCUGCUGCUGUCACCGCGGUUACAACAGCUGUGUCAGGAGGGCGGGAUGAGUGGCACAAACAUUCUGCUGUCGGCUGUUUUGGUAGAGCAUGGGCUGAUCUUGGUUAAGGUUGUCUUGGCGGUAGUGAUCCCUGAUGAACCGGACUGGAUCCGGAAAAAGAGAGAGCGUAUUGAGUACACAUCCAUGCGGGCCUUGAGAGAGCAGAAACUGCAUCAAGAGUCUUGAUUGCGUUGAGGUGUUGCUUCAUGUUGUCCUGUGCUGGGCUGCUACAACCAGAAGAUAGUACCCACUUCAGCGUUGUGUGGACUCACAGAGGAGAAGAGUCUUAGAGCUCUAGCAGGCUAACAAUGCAUACUGCUGUGCCCCUAAUUCACUCACCCUGUACACUUAAGUGUUUGUGCUGCUCUCACUUAUUAACAUGUGCUUCUGCACCAUGAACACCAUUUUAAAUGCACACUAAUAUUACAUGUACACUGCAAGUGCAAUUUGCAGUGUACAUGUAAUAUGCUGCAAGUGCAAUUGAAAUUUUAUAUUAGACUGCAAAUUAAAUGUAUUAGUUAUAUGUGCUGAAACGAAGAAUUUUAAAAAGAUGUUAUGAUAAUGGAGGCUUUCUCAGGGUUUGUUUAGAUUUAAUGAGGGGAAACUGGAGAGCUCUUGUAAAAUCACUAUGGCUACAGAAUGUACAGUCAAUAUUUACAAUAGUAAGACAGACAGGACAGAGUAUUUGAUGUAGGGGCAGGGUCAAAGACCAAUGUUUUCUUUCAGGAGUGUUUUUGCUCAGAUCACCUUGUGAUAAACUACAGUGAGUGUUUAGGAUUCAUAAUUAUUAUAAGAUAAGGUUAAAACUGUAUUUAACCGGAGGGGAAUUACUGUGCAGCAGUUGCAAUACAAAGUGGGAAGAGUGCAAAUAUAUAAGUGUGUAGUAGAAAUAAAAGUCUUUAAGUCAGGUUUAAUCAAUCUUUUUGUAAUAGGGUAGGCUCAUAAUAAUAAAACCACAGAGAAUUA